This is a messenger RNA of Condylura cristata (star-nosed mole), 3028 nucleotides long. RefSeq names its product Ellis van Creveld syndrome 2 (gene EVC2). The coding region runs from base 1 to 2835 and encodes 944 amino acids. The record is from RefSeq and is a predicted model, not a curated record. Gene Ontology annotation, biological process: smoothened signaling pathway. Lineage: Eukaryota; Metazoa; Chordata; Mammalia; Eulipotyphla; Talpidae. The transcript is spliced from 18 exons. Gene Ontology annotation, cellular component: ciliary membrane; plasma membrane protein complex.
AUGGCCGCCACCCUGCUCUGGGGCCCCUUCCCCGCCACCCACGGCCAAGCCAAGGGAGAGGUUCCCAGUGUGUACUCCGGGGGGCCCGGGGACCAGAGCGAGUCACCGCUUGCCCUGAGUGUCCCAAAGCCCAGCGCGGGAAGCUUGCCACCGUGUGUCCAGCAGGCACCCCAGGGCUCUCCACGCCGACGGCAACUACGAGCCAUCGAGCCAGACUGGAGCCAGGCCUGGGUGUCCGCCGGCUCGCAGUGGUCACUGUGCGGCGUGCGGGAGCCGCAAGUCCAGAGCCAGCCAGUGCUGCCCGGAGCGCCCCGGCCCUGUGCGGAGACCCCGCGCCGCGGGGCUGCAGCUGACCAGCAGCCGGCAGCUCCCACCAGGACGUCUCCCGACAACCCAGCCAGCACAUCCCGGUCACACAGCGUGCAAGUGAACCCCCAGAAUACACUGACGCAGCGUGGCCGAGCUGUGGAAACCCCCUUUAGGAGGAAUCGCACCAGGGAACGGGGCGCCUCUGACCCACCCCCAACUUCUGCAGCCUCCCGCGGGCCGGGGGCCCCGUCUGCACGCGCCCUCAUACCCGUGUGGCCCAGGAAGACCGUGUCUAAAAGAGACGCCCCUCUAACUCGGCGGCCGUAUGGAGAGCGCACGAGAGAGGCUCAGGGAGCCGCAGAGAACACAGUGGUUUUUCAGAAAUGUGCGGUGGUGUCCGGGCCCCAGGGCGCGCAGACGGCGCAGGUCCAGCUGCUCGUGAACAACACCCGGACGCCUGCCGCGACCGCCCUCUCCGACCUGCUCCUGCUGGACAACAUCACCGGGCUCCACGUCGGGGGGUGGCCGGGAAACCGGACGGCGGACGGGCUCCAGGCGUUCAGCAGGCAGUUUCUGCAAGUGGGAGACGCCCUCCUGAUCAGCUACACAGCCUCGCUGGACGCCAGAGGCCUGGGCAGCGGCGCCGUCCUCACGCUUCCAGCCCGGCUCUCCUUCAGCACUUCGACCAAGAACAGAACACAGCUGGAGGCGCCUUUCACCCUCACAGUAGAAGAAAAGCUACAGGUGCUGCCCGACCACGGCCUUCACGCCGCGGCCUUCUUCUCGGCCUUCCUGGGCUCCCUGGCGCUGGCCUGCCUGGCUCUCUUCGUGCUGCGCUGUCGGUGCUGGGCGGGGGCCGUGCUCAGCCGACGCCAGGUUCAGCAUCAUGAGAACAAGCUGGAGCACUCCCAGUUCACCUCAGCCGACGGUGUGAACGAGGACCUCGCUCUCGACGACCAGAUGAUCAACAUCCUGUGUUCGGAGGACCCGGAGAGCAUGCUUCAGGCCUUGGAAGAGCUGGAGGUCGCCACGCUGAACCGGGCGGACUCGGACCUGGAGGCUCGCCGGGCGCAGAUCAGCAAAGACGUCGUGGCCCUGCUGCUGAGGAGCCUGAGCGGCCGCGGCCACCUCGCCCCGCAGGCCGAGAGGAGGAUGGCGGCCGUUUUCAAGAAGCAGUUUCUGUUGCUGGAGAAGGAAGUACAGGAGGAAUAUGACCGGAAGAUGGUGGCCGUGACGGCGGAGUGUGACCUGGACAUGCGGAAGAAGACGGAGCGCCAGCACCAGCGGGAGAUGGCCGCCAUGGAGGAGGCGGAGGAGCUGCUGAAGCGCAGCGGCGACAGGUCCGCGGCCCAGUGCAGCAGCCUCCUGCGGACCCUGCACAGCCUGGAGCGGGAGCAGCUGCACCGGUCCCUCGCCCUGCAGCAGGAGGAGGACGUGGCCAGGGCCCGCCGGCAGCUGGCUGUGUUCCAGAGGAACGAGCUGCACGGCCUGUUUUUCACCCAGAUCAGAGGCGCCAUCUCCAAAGGGGAGCUGCAGCCGGAGGCAGCCAAGGGGCUGCUGCAAGAGUAUGCCCGGACUCAGGAGGAUGUGGAGGAGCUAAUGGACUUCUUGCAAGCGAGCAAGAGGUUCCACCUGAGUAAGAGGUUCGGCCACAGGGAAUACCUGGUGCAGAGCCUGCGGUCCUCGGACACCCGCGUGCAGGGCCUCCUGGAGGCCGCCGCCGCCCAGCUGAGCGCGCUCAUCCAGAAGCACGAGAGGAAGCUCUGCGCCUCGCCCCUCUCCCUGUCCGAGGAGGAGUCGCUCCGGGCGCAGCAGGAGGUUCAUGGCUGCUUCGCCCAGAUGGACAGGAGCUUGGCCCUCCCCAGAAUCCGGGCCCAGGUCCUGCUGCAGCAGUGUCAGACGGCGUGGCGGGAGGCGGAGUGUCUGCGGCUGGACGAGGCCCUGGCGGCCCCCGAACAGCAGCACCCACCCAAGGCGAGAAAGUCGCGCUCCAAGAGCAAGAUCGGCCUUUUGAAGAAGAGCCUGGAGGACAAAAUUCAGCUCUUCGAGGAGCAGGCCCCUGACGACCUGCUGGAAAAGGUCCGAGGAGAGCUGCGCGGGGAGAGGGUGCGGCAGCUGGAGGCCCAGGAGGCGCGCUUCGUGGGGUCCCUGGUGUCGCUGCAGUUCCAGAAGGCGGCCAGGAUGGCCAGGACGCUGCGGGCCUACGCCGCCCUCCUGAGCACCCAGGACCUGCUGCUGGAGGGGCUGAGCGCGUCCGAGACGCUGACCAAGGCGGCCUGCGCCCAGAUCCUGGGGUCGCACGGCCCGGAGCUCCAGGAGCUGGAGAGGAAGCUGGAGGACAAGCUGGCACACCAGGAGGCGGCCUGGCGGCUGCAGGCCCCACACAGCGGGCAGCAGUGGGCAGGCGAUGGGUCCCAGCUGCUGACCGAGCCUGACGCCGGGGACUCAGACGGGCAGGUGUCCGCGGUCCUGCAGCGGGCCCUGAGCCUGGCACAGAGGUGCCUGAGGCAGUACCAGCAGGGGUAAGUGACCCAUGCGCGGGGGCUGGCCUCUCCGUGUGCCCACUUCCCGAGCCUCUCCGUGUGCCCACUUCCCGGGCCUCUCCGUGUGCCCACUUCUGGGCCUCCCCGUGUGCCCACUUCCCAGGCCUCCCCUUGUGCCCACUUCUGGGCCUCUCCGUGUGCCCACUUCCCGGGCCUCCCCGUGUGCCCACUUCCCG